ACAGUUAUUACAAAAUCACAGACACAAAACCGUACAACAUGGACUGCGCCCCACUUAAUUUGGCCCACUUCCACGAGCGGCGUUCAGAGCGUUUCAUACGCAACCAUCGGUACGAGGAGGCCAUCAAAGCACUGGAAACGUCCCUAAUUUACAUGCAGGAUGCCCAAAAGAGGGUCUCGCUGCCCAAAUCCAAGGAGGUUCUAGACACCCUAACACUGGAUUUCCAACGAAAACUGCGGCAAAUUGAGAUGCGGAAAACACAGCAUGGCCUGAAUAAGCUAAAGGACUUUGCUCCUUUAAAGGAAACCAGUCCCAUGUUACCGCUCCGGCCGGACAACAGCAGUAGUGGCGGCGUCGGCAGCGGAGGAGGGGCACUGGGUUCCGCCCAGUCCGUUGCCAAGGCCAUUGACAAAACAGUGCAGGACUUUGAUGCCAAGUUCACAUCCACCCUGGUGACAAAGGCCACCUUGGCCAGCUCAGAACCUCAGAUGGAGACGCUUAAGAGAAGCACUGAUUCGGCGGCGGAGGGUGACGAGACAGACCCCCACGAGCAUCGCUUGACGGGCAGCGGUGACCUGGAUCUGCCUGCGCUGGCUCCCCUGGAGCUGCCCUCAUUCGAUUAUACCCUGUUCACUAGUUCGUCUGCACCGUCGCUGGCCAGUUAUGCCGGGAUGGCCGAGAGCUUCCAGAAGUAGCCUAAAAUGUAAAAUUUCUUGAUUAAGUUCUUGGUUUUCUUUCCAAAAUACAAGUUAUAUUAAAGUAAGAAAUCUUGUAAGUUUAAGAAUAAAGUUCACCAAUAAUUAUGCAUUAA
Molecule: messenger RNA, 811 nt
Organism: Drosophila serrata
Lineage: Eukaryota; Metazoa; Arthropoda; Insecta; Diptera; Drosophilidae
Biological process (GO): autophagy
Source: RefSeq, a predicted model, not a curated record